GUCUAUGGGGUAGCACAGAAUCGGACACGACUGACGCGACUUAGCAGCAGCAACUCCUCUUCUUUCCAGGUGAGCCAGGCCUUUGGAGCCAGGCCGGGAAGUUGGGACCGGCUCCCUUGGAGAGGGAGGGAGGAAGGCUGUACCAGAGCCCUGGUCUGGGAGGCCGGGUUUCAUUUAUUUGUACUUGAGUGAGCAAACUCGUGGGUUACUUCCGUUUUCUGUGUCCUAGAAACGAAUACUAUCCCUCGUUUUGCCACUUCACAAAGUUGUGCAAGUUGAAUAAGUAAAUGUGCAAGUUACCUCUUUCCUUUCGUUAAGUUUUUAUUCCUAAUAGCAACAGGGUAGGUGCUGUGUGAAGACAUCCAGACUCAACAGUUUAACAGCAGGUACUAUGUAUUGUAUGCUUAUCAGCCGGUACUAUUCUAAAUACGUUCCAUGCAUUAAUUCAUUUAUACAUCAUCACAACCCUAUGAAGGUAAUUAUCAGCUCCAUUUAACAUUUUUUAAGAAUGGAACACAGAAAAGGUAAAGUAACUUACCCAGUACCCCUUAUUGGCUAAUAACUGAUGGAACGUGGAUUCAAACCCGAGACUGCCAGCUUCAAGCUCAUGUCAUAUACUUGUCUUCAAAGUUUAGUGAAGGAAGAUGGAAUGUAAUCAGUGUUAAACACAGAAUGGAAAGUACUACAGUAGAUAUGUGUGACAUUCUUUUAGAAUAUUGAGAAAGUGCCUUGGAAAGGUGAAGAAAACUUUUCUAGAGGAAGAAAUGUGGUUCAUACUUGACCUGAAUAUUAAAAUUGUUCAGAGGUGUGAAUUAAUCUAAUUAGAAAUUUGAAGGUAAUUAAUUUGUUCGGUGUCAAGAGGUGCUAGUGGAUUGGGACAGAUUAGAUUGGAAACCCUGUCACUGUCUUUUGAUACAGUAUUCUUUCCUUUUUAUUCAUAGGGGUUCCUAAAACCUUUCCUCUUAGGAGAGGUCCCUAACAUCUUUCAAUAGGCUCCCACUGUCUUUUGUUGAAGAUUCUGCUUCACACUGAGACUGUCUUAUUUUCCUGAAAUUCAUCAGCCUCUGAUUGUGAGAGACUUAAGUGCUGGGGUGUUGUCCUGUUGUUGACUUUGUAAGGCAAGUGCAAAGAAAAAGAAGUGAGCCGGGCAGUCAGGCAAGAAAAGGAGAUUUAUUAGAGGGAAGAGAGGAUGACUGGCUCUUAAAGAGAACCAGCAUUCUCCCUUUCUGAUGGAGUCCUUCUUAUACCCCACCAAUGAAAAAUUCUCUGAAGGGAUGAUCAUGUAGCUGGAGGUCUGGAAUCUGGUGGUCUCGAAGCUUUGAGAAGAUAGGUGCCAGUGAGAUAACAGGAUGCCAUUUAGGCAGUUUGAUCAGUCUCACAGAUCACCUGAUUUAUUAUCUGUUUUCAAGGUUGACAUAACGAGCCAUCUUAUCAAUGAGACCCCAUGUGGGCCCUAUCACACUUAGCUUAUUUGUUUAUUUAUUUUGGCCAUGCCAGGCAGCAUGCAGGAUCUUAGUUCCCUGAGCAGGGAUCAGACCCAUGCUCCCUGCUGUGGAAGCCCAGAGUCUUAACCACUGGACUUCCAGGGAAGUCCCAUAGCUUGUUCUUAACAAGAGGCCAUCUCACUGCUUGACAAAUAGUGGCACCUCACUUAGUACUUUUCAUAUAAAUGAAUAACAGCUUCAGUCAAAGAGGGACUUGAAAGGGCUUGAUCUGAGAUUUUUGCUUUUUCCCCAUCUGUCUUUGGAGCCAAAGGAUCACAAAAUGUUGGUACUAGAGGAAGCUUAAAAUAUUUUUUUUUCACAGAUUAAAAAAUAUAAUUUUUCAUUUCACAGAUUAAAAAAAAAUGAAAUCACAAUUGAAGUUGAGUGACUUGCUUCAGGUUACUAUCUCCACUGAGUUAGUGGAAGAGCAGAGACUAGAACCCAGACAUUUUGAUUCAGUCUAGUGCUUGUCUUAUUGCCUUUCACUGUUGCCCCACAGUCUUUGAUUUUUGAAAUCAGUGGCUUCUCCAUUAGGUUUGGAGUGUAUGUAUGGGGUGGAGGGGUUAGUAGGCACAAAUCUUAUUCCUGGUGGAGAAAUUUUACCUGAGGAUGCUUGGUCCUUAAGAGCACCAGCCCUCUUUUUUUGUGCAUUGUCACCUCUCCCUGACUUUCGUCAUUAGUGAUACUCUCCCAGGAGAAUGACAUGCUUUCAUUUAUACUUAAAAUAGUCAUUUGGGUAUGGAUGGGCUAUUCCUGGAUUCCCAUGAAUCUAGAGUAUGAAGGAAGUAAAGUAAGCUAACAAUUUAUGGGUGGUCUUUCUCCUCCCUCUGCACCUCAGAUUCCUGCUCUUCCUCAUGGGAAGUGUGUCCAGGAGGGAAACCAGUGUUGCUUGUGUUCCUAACAACUUGUCUCUGGACAGCAUGAGUUCAAGCCAGAUUUCACUGCACAUGAAACAUCAGAGAUUUAACAGAUAACCUUCAGAAUGUAGCGAAUGUGGAAAGUGUUUUACUCAGAGAUCAUCUCUUACCCAGCAUCAGAGGAUUCACACAGGAGAGAAGCCCUAUGUAUGUACUGAAUGUGGAACUUGUUUCCGUAAACAGUCAAAUCUUACUCAACAUCUUAAGAUUCAUACAGGAGAGAAACCUUAUAAAUGUAAUGAAUGUGGGAAAGCUUUUCCAACAGAAGCAGUCCUCAUCCAGCAUCUGAGAAUUCAUACUGGGGAAAAACCAUAUAAAUGCAGUGAAUGUAGCAAAGCCUUUUGUCAGAGUCCAUCCCUUAUUAAACACCUUCGAGUUCACACUGGAGAGAAACCCUAUAAAUGUAGUGAGUGUGGCAAAGCCUUCAGUCAGAGUAUAUGCCUUACUCGUCAUCAGAGAAGUCAUUCUGGAGAUAGACCUUAUAAGUGUAAUGACUGUGGGAAAGCCUUUAAUCAGAGUGCAUGCCUCAUGCAGCAUUGGAGGAUCCAUUCAGGAGAGAAGCCCUAUACAUGUACCAAAUGUGGUAAAGCUUUCACUCAGAACUCUUCCCUUGUUGAACACGAGAGGACUCACACUGGAGAGAAACUUUAUAAGUGUAGUGAGUGUGAAAAAACCUUCUGCAAGCAAGCACACCUUAGUGAACAUUACAGAAUUCACACUGGAGAGAAACCUUAUGAGUGUGCUGACUGUGGGAAAUCCUUCAGGCACAGCUCAGCACUUGUGCGACAUCGGAGGCUUCAUGCUGGAGAAUAAACUCGAGAUACAACCAGGGUGAAAUAUGAAAACAAAUUUUUUUUUCAAAAUUCUUAGGAGAUUAAGAUUCAGUCUUUGGCUGGGAUGAAUAUUUUGUGUGUUGCACUAGAGGCAAUUGUGUCUUAAAAGUUAAGAAAAUAGAACUAGACAGUCUUGAGUGUGAUGGCUUCUCUGCCACUUAAUGGAUGUCUGACCUUACCUGUCUGAGCCUCAGUUUUUCCCAUUCCCCCCUAAAAAAUAACGAUGAUACUUACUAUGGUUGUAUUGAGAAUAAAAUGAAUUCUAUAUAAUAACUAACUGCCAUUAGUUGAUUUUGAGUGAUAGAUGUUCCAGAAGUUAAUAAAUCUUUUUAUUGAAAACAAAAUUCAACAUUUUUUUUUCUUUUGGUUCUCCUAGUUUAUUUUUUCUAAAGAAUAUUCUUGUAAUUGAACUGUGAUUUUAUACUUAAUCUACAGAAGGCUAUUUAAGCUAUGAUGUGAAGAUUUAAAUAGGAGAACACAUUUAAGACCAGUUUCUCCUUGGAAAAAAAUCAAAUUUAAUCAGAGAAGGAAGAAAUUACUGGGAUUUGAGUGAACAUUUUGGGUAUUCUAAAGAGCUUUAUGUAGAUUUUUAGAUCCACUGUAUAUUGUACUAAGUUGGUUCAGUCAUGUCCGACUUCACAAACCUGUGGACUGUGGCCUGCCAGUCUCCUCUAUCUGUGGGAUUCUCCAGGCAAGAAUACUGGAGAUUCAGAGAUGUGUGGAUGGGGGUGCCUCACAACAAUGAAUGGCUUCUAAAAGCUCAAAAGAAGCAAAGAAAUCAAAGGAUACUUUUGAUUGUGCUUCAUGCAAUGCUAAUAAGCUGCUCAAUGUAAACAAGCAUAUCUGACACUAAAAUGUACCCUUGUCAGAAAAGUAGGAUCUGUUUUCCAAAUCCCAGAGUCAAGAAAAAACAGAAAGGAACUUGAUUUCCUCGAAGUCAAAUAGGUGAUGUCAGAGUUGAAUUUCAGUCUAGAUCCCGGUUUUUAUAGUACCAAUCUCGCAGGUAAUUUUCCAUCACUGACCCUUCCCGUUAUGUGAGAUGCCAAAAUUGUGAAAACAAUUAAAGAAAAAAAGAAAACAAAAGAGUUUUUUUUCUUCAACUUACAGUAGUAUAUACUCAUUGAAACACAAUUACAAGAGUGGAAAAUUAAAAUUACAUGCUUUUCUGGUUUUUUGAAAAAAUAAAAUUGACAAAGCAU
Molecule: messenger RNA, 4433 nt
Organism: Odocoileus virginianus texanus
Lineage: Eukaryota; Metazoa; Chordata; Mammalia; Artiodactyla; Cervidae
Source: RefSeq, a predicted model, not a curated record